Molecule: messenger RNA, 516 nt
Organism: Phytophthora nicotianae INRA-310
Lineage: Eukaryota; Oomycota; Peronosporomycetes; Peronosporales; Peronosporaceae
Exons: 3
Coding region: 1-516 (171 amino acids)
Source: RefSeq, a predicted model, not a curated record
AUGCUGUAUCCACACCCGAUCAACAUCGACAAACGCACGGACGACGAUGACGGCUGCGACGCGAUACCAAUCUUCACGCCGGUGCUACCACCGCGCCUCCCGAGUACUUCCCAUGCUUCACACGUCAAAUGGCGCAAAGAACGCCGCGAGUAUGAGGAGUCCGUCCGUAACCGUGCUAAGGGCGGUGCUGAGGACAAAAUCGUCCCCAUUAGGACGACUUUCGACGAGGGUCUGCUUCCGAUGUGGUGUCGCCUACGUUGGCAGAUUUCGAUCGACGACGCCACAGAUGAAGUGAUUUUAACCGAGAUUGACAAGAUUAUCUCCAGUGUCAAGAACAACAACGUUCCUGAUGUGGAUGAUGAAAUGCGUGAAAUGCUGUGCAUGGACCUAUCUGAAAGUGAUCAAUUCUUCACUGGGGACGACGGUAAACAACAGCUUUACCGUGUCCUCAUUGCCUCGUUAGAGCCUCGAGCUCUGCGAGAAGAAGUGGAACGUACAGUACGUUUCAAGGCUUGA